This is a messenger RNA of Leptidea sinapis, 3898 nucleotides long. Its product is annotated as probable RNA helicase armi. The transcript is spliced from 6 exons. Lineage: Eukaryota; Metazoa; Arthropoda; Insecta; Lepidoptera; Pieridae. Bases 500 to 3850 code for a protein of 1116 amino acids. The record is from RefSeq and is a predicted model, not a curated record. Gene Ontology annotation, molecular function: helicase activity.
GGUUACAUCGUAACUGUUUUUAGUUUUGUUAUUUGUAAUUUUGUAUAGUUAAAACAAGGUAAAAAGCUUAGAAUUAAAACAAAUUAAAUCUUUCUCAUAGAAAUAUAUCUUUGUUGUAGUUCUAAAUUCUAAUAUUGGUAUUUUCCCAGUAUCACGACGUGUGUUGUUGCUGUAAUAUAAAAGGUUAUAAAAUAUUUUUCUUUCAAGUAAUGUCUUCUAAUAAUUUGUCGCAAUCUGAGUAUUCUCCAUCAGACCUUGAUAGCCCUCAACCGUUAAACCACGGAGAUAUAAAGCACAGCCUUGAUAAGUCUUUAAAGAACUCUCAUAACGAAAUGCACGCAAAAAGAAUACAAAGUUUACGCAAAGAACUUGAAUAUUUAAAAGCAACUGAAUGGAAAUUUGAGCAUGGAAAAGGACUCUCUCAGUGAUGUGAUAAAUUAGGACGUAUAUGUUAAUCUAAGCUUUAAAAUUUUUAAACUUCUCUUAAUUUUUUUUCACAAUGUGGUCAUAUUUGAUCUCACUUUAUAAUUAUUUUACUAAGGCAACCAAUAGUGAUGAUGAUGAAGAGAAUGAUAACAGGGAACAGUUUUUAUUGGAUAAUUUGUUUGACUUAUCAAUACAAGCUGAGAGUGAAGAGCUAUGUAAUGAAAAUAUAGAAGAAACACAAAUACCAAGAGAUGCUGUUUGUUUUCAGAAAACAGGAGUGGUAUCAUUCUGUGAAGAAAACUAUGUACUAAUAGAUGGUACAUUGUACUUUGAUAUCACAUCUUGCUCAAUAAAUUUAAAUGUUAAUGACAAGAUACUGUAUCUUUGUUAUGAAAACACUAAUGGUUCGGUAAAAGUUGUAAGAAUACUGGAAAAUCAAGGGAUAUGUUGGGAUGGAGAAGACCUUAGCGAUGAGCAGUGUUUUAAUGUGAUUGAGCACAUUAUUAUUGGCCAAGUUGAAUACAGACAAGACCGUAAUGUUUUCAUAUCUGAUAGUGAUCUUAAGUUUAGCUUGGAUGAUGUGAAAGGUGUGUUUAUACCCAUACAAGGAGAUUGGUUAGAAAUGAAAUGUACUAUACAGCAAAAGACUGAUGAAUUAACAGAUGUAUCCACAAAACAGGUAGUCAAUGUACUGUCAUUUAAUGCUGUUCGCAGUAAGAUAAAAAGUGCUAAGAUCACAGAAUGGUCUGGUGAUCAUGGCACACUUGAUUGGAAAAUCUUUUUCAGUAACAACACAGUUAUGAAUGAAUUUAACAUACAAGUUGGAUCAAAGGCAAUGGUUGAAGCAAUAGAAAGUACUCAAGGCAGUUUAAUGUGGAGGGCAAUAAAACUAAUAAUACUAGACUCUGAACCAGAAUUGCAACCAAAAGAAAAGACUGAAGAAUUUAGCACAGUUAAUUUGGAGGAUGAAAAAAUGAUUAAAAUGACAUUUCCACUUAAAUUUGACAAAAUCAAUAUCAAUAAUGACGACAAAAUUGAACUGAAUAUUACAAAUAAUAGUGAUCAGCUUUACCAGCUUAACAAAUGGAUUAUAUUAAGUAAGAAAAGAGAUUCUCAAGUUACUAUAAAACCUUUCAUUAGCCAUCCUCAAAAUUUGUACCCAACACAAACUAUCUCAUUCACAAUUAAGUGUCAGCCAAAAUUUCUAGGAGAAACAAAAGAACAGUUAGUAAUUUUAUUUAGAGGCUUCCAAUUAAAGAGGUUAAUUGAGAUUAAUGUAGUUGAUGAUUACACACCUUCUAGUUCUCUAGUCGUUCAUAAUGGCUAUUGUAAGACUGAAGAAAACAUUGAUAAAAUGAUGAAGAUAAGAAAAAAUAAUGAACCAUUUAUUCCUGGUGUAAAAAUGCGUAGGGCUGCGAAUUUUGUUAGUGUAAAAAUUGGACAAUACACUGUUCCAGACAAAAUAUGGUCAGCAGUUCUUGGUAAUUCAGAGCAGACAAUUUAUGGUAACGAUUAUGGGAAAAUAAUUUCAAGAAUUCAAGUUAAGUUGCCAUGCUUGUUACAAGAGUUAAGCAUGACAAACUAUAAUGAUAAAAUGCAUACUCUGGUGCACAUGGAGGAAAUCCAGGCAAAUAUAAAUCUAAGAGUGUAUGAUAUACAAAAAGCUUUUCUAAUUAGAUGUAAUGAAUACCUUGGUGUUGAAAUUAAAGGAUUAUGUGAAAGGCGACCUUCACUCAUAGUGGGUGAUCGAGUUAUUGUUAAGGACAUGUGGAAAGAAAAUAACCCUCAAUUUGAGGGAUUUAUACAUUUAAUAAAAGGUGAUUUAGUUCUGAUCAAGUUUAAUCCACAAUUUCAUGAGAUUUAUGGUGGCAGUGAUGUCUCAGUAGAGUUUCAUUUGAGUAGAACUGUGUAUAGAAGGUUUCACCAUGCAAUAAACCAAGUUAUAUCUAAUUUGGGACCAGAUGUUUUAUUUCCAUCCAGGCUGCAAAUAAGCCCACCCCAAGUCAGCAGUGAUAAGAUUGAAAACAUUCAAUGGUACAAUGAAAAGCUAAAUAGUGGCCAAAGAAAUACAAUAGUAAAUAUUCUAAGAGGAGAAUGUCGUCCGAUGCCAUACAUCAUAUUUGGCCCACCUGGCACUGGUAAAACUGUUACAGUUGUAGAAACUGUUCUGCAGCUAUUGAAAAAUAUACCAGAAAGCCGCUUACUUAUUGCAACACCAUCAAAUAGUGCUUCAAAUAUAAUCACGGAGAGGCUUAUUGAAUAUAGAGAAAAGUUUUCAGGAUCAACUGUUCGUCUAAUAGCAAACUACUUGGUGAGCUCUGAAAAUAUACCAGACAAAAUAAAACCUUACUGUGCUACAAUAGACAUAGCGAAGGAAAAUUCAUCAAAAUCUAAUCAUUUUAUUAAGGACAAGAUGAACCUUAAUUGUCAAAAGUCUUACAUUGGUAGACACAGAGUAACAAUAGCAACUUGCAAUUGUGUUGGUGCCCUCUAUUAUAUGGGAUUUCCUAAAGGCCAUUUCACACAUAUUUUAAUCGAUGAAGCUGGCCAAGCACUUGAGCCUGAAAUUAUGAUUCCAUUGAGCUUUACUGAUAAGAAUAAUGGACAAGUAAUUCUUGCUGGAGACCCUAUGCAGCUUGGACCUGUGGUUCUGUCAAAAUAUUGCAAAGAAUUUGGUUUAGAUAUAUCAUUUUUGUGUAGAUUAUUAGAAACAUUCCCAUAUCAGAAGGAUUUUAGCUCUUUUAAGGAUGGGUUUGAUGGAAGACUGGUUACAAGAUUGGCUGAAAAUUAUAGAUCUGUACAAGGGAUCCUAGAAUUACCCAGUAAAUUUUUUUAUGAUUGCACACUUAUAAGGAAGUUUGAUCCUGACAUAACAUGGAUGACAAAACUGGUAGAUGCGACUUGUAAAGUUUUCAAUAUAAGUGAGGACAGAUCAGGUGGAAUAUUUGUUCAUGGCAUCAUAGGCAGGAAUACUAGGGCUGAAGACAGUCCAUCAUGGUACAAUCCUCAGGAAGCAUCUAUGGUGGCCUUGACAACAUGUAAAUUGUACAAAGAUGAUGUUAAAGCUGAAGAAAUUGGUAUUAUAGCUCCAUACAUUGCACAGAUUAAAUAUAUCAGGCUGGUAUUUGAUUCCAUGGGCUUACCACAGCCAAAAAUAGGAACUGUUGAAGAGUUUCAAGGACAAGAGAGACCAAUUAUUAUUAUUUCAACAGUGAGAUCCACAGAGUUAUACUUGCAAGAUGAUGUGAAGCAUACUUUGGGAUUUGUGCAAAAUCCAAAACGAUUAAAUGUUGCAUUGACAAGAGCACAAGUUUCCCUUAUACUAUUUUGCAAUCCACAUUUGUUAUGUAAAGACCAUCUUUGGAAGAGUGUCAUAGAAUAUGCAGUUGAGAAUAAUAAAUACAUGGGUUGUCAUUAUCCUUAAGUUUAAGAAAAUAUUACUUAUACUACAGUAUUAAAAUGUAAAAAAAAA